Molecule: messenger RNA, 513 nt
Organism: Erpetoichthys calabaricus (reedfish)
Lineage: Eukaryota; Metazoa; Chordata; Cladistia; Polypteriformes; Polypteridae
Product: fatty acid-binding protein 1, liver-like
Exons: 4
Coding region: 81-464 (127 amino acids)
Biological process (GO): fatty acid transport
Cellular component (GO): cytosol; nucleus
Molecular function (GO): fatty acid binding
Source: RefSeq, a predicted model, not a curated record
CUUAGACUGGGUAUAAAACCACAAAUCCAUUCUUGCUCUUUCAUCUCCGCUGUGAACACUGCACGUGGAUCAACUGCACAAUGGCUUUCAAUGGAAAAUAUGAGCUUGAAUCACAUGAAAACUUUGAGCCAUUCAUGAAAGCAAUUGGUCUCCCUGAUGAAAUGAUUGAGAAGGGUAAGGAUGCAAAGAGCAUCUCUGAAAUUGUUCAGAAUGGCAACUCUUUCAAGGUUACUGUAACAACAGGCACUAAAGUAUUGGUCAAUGAAUUCACUAUUGGAGAAGAAGCAGAACUGCAGACCCCAACAGGAGAGAAGAUCAAGGGUGUUGUCACAAAGGAGGGGGAAAAUAAGUUAAAAGUAAACUUAAAAGGAAUUGAAUCUGUGACCGAAUUAUGUGGAGACAAGAUCAUCAAUACUAUGACGGUCGGAGGAAUUGCAUACAAGAGAAUCAGCAAAAGGAUAUAAGUCAACUAUAUAAUAAAACUAUUUCAUUAAAGGCUGCCAUUUUAAGCUG